Messenger RNA from Nomia melanderi (Alkali bee), 29439 nucleotides. Lineage: Eukaryota; Metazoa; Arthropoda; Insecta; Hymenoptera; Halictidae. The record is from RefSeq and is a predicted model, not a curated record.
AAUAGUGCCAGCUGCCAGGAUUCAGUCGUGUCGCUAAAGUUCGGGGACCCUCGACGCACUUCGGACACGCUCGUCGAAAGCAAAAUGUCGUCUGCUAGGCGCGUCGUCAGACCGAACCGGGUCGUAUUUCUAACGCGAAAAUCGCUAUGAUAAGUGAUAAUGCGAUGUCUCUGCGCGCGAACACGUAGUGUUUUCUGUUGGAAGGUGCAUCGGAAAUCGCAGAAAGAUAUUCUUCGGAUCGGGUUGCAAGGUUGCUGACGAAAGAAAUUCAACAGGAAUACCGGUGAACAUUGAUUUUUCCUGGUUUCGCAUCGGAGACGACAGAUGAUCGAACGAAUGUUUCCGGAAGGGAACGCCGGCAUAGACGACAGAAGAGAGGGCGGUAGUAGAGCACGGUCGCGGUAUUUCGACAAGUGAAAAACACCGAGGAAUCCGUGGAUCGUGGCAAAGGUCUUGGAAACGCACAACAACGACGGGAAUUCGAGGCCGCCGCGGCGGGCUGAGGUCGGGCCUGACCUAACCAAGUUUUCAGCCGUGCGUCUAACCUGACCUAAGCGCCGCUCACGAGCAAGAUACGAAGCACCGCUCGAUUAUCGGCGUGCAGGAAGCACGUUAGUCGUUGCUACCAGGCGCCCGGCCGCCUGUUCCGCCCGCUACCCGACGUUCAAAUCAUCGCAAUCCAUCGCGAAAAGCAGACGGGCCGAGAACAUCGUACGCUAGCUUUCCCUGUUCGUCGUCGCCUCCUUCCCACCAUCUCUUCCUUCCGUUCGUUCCGGCGCGCGGUUCGUGCACUUGUACGCGCUAGAAGCUACCGCGCACACGUACCCUACACAACACAGUCCCGGUGUCUCGGAAACGGUAAAUAAACGCGCGGCAUGCCGGAUUCGAUUUCCACGUGUUCCCUGUCCCGUUGAAUCAUUGCCACGAACAAGGGUAGAACGAAACCGUCGCGGGUAGGGAAGGUGAACGCGGGUCGUGUGUCGGUUCCGGUCUUUUACCGAACGAACAAGGCUGCAGAGGAUGUCGCGUACGAUAGCACGUGCAAAGUCGCCAGCUGCCCGCUGUCGAUAACUUCGACCGAGCUUCGUACUCGGUGCAACGCUACCCGCGAACCUUGUCGAACGAAGACGACCCGAGACGAGACGAGACGAGACGAGACGGGACGAGACGGGACGAGACACGACGACGCGUCGCCCCUGGGCUCUCUGUGCCGCGGGUUGUGAAAUCGCAUUUAGUGGUUGGUGAUACAGUGCGAGGAGAGCAGUUGCUUGAAUAUGGUGUAAGGAAACGGAAGAAGGAAACGGGAGUGUCCGCAGCCAACCACGUUUCAGAUAAUGGAGUUCGAGCUGGACGGAAGCCUGAAGGAAUGGGUAAAGGACAAGCCACUGAGUAUCCUGCAGCUAGAUCCCGCCGACAGAGCAGUAUUACGGAUCGCCGUGGAACGCGCGUCGACCAGCCUCGACGAAAAGAAACGAGAGUCCGAGGUGUAGACAAGAUUAAACGAAGGAUCAUCGACCGUUUCGAGAUCGAAUCGUCAUCGAAGCUUCCGAAAGGGACGAGUGGACUGCUCGACUCGAUGUGCCAUAUAUCGAAACCGAUCCUCACGAACGCAUAACACGAAAUAACGACGGUGAACCGUAUAUAUCGCUCCGCGAAAUAGUGAAUACCCGAACAUCAAACGACCGCAUCGAACCGAGGAAAGAGUGUCGCUCGCGUGUGUACAGUUCCGAAUCGAACUACCCAACGAAAACAGGAAGACAGUGUAUCCGGAAACGCGCAGCACGUGUUCGUGCGUCGCGGAAAUCCGCGGGAGGGACCGGAACCAGCGAACGUCGCGGUGUGCUCUGCGAAAAUCGAAGCUCGGGGAAUCGAAACGUUCACCGAUGAUCGUCGACGGCUCGCCGGUCUCUUGUUCGGUCUCAACAAUAAGCAUCGAUUCGAUUUGAAUCGUUGAUCACCAAGCUACCAAGGAAUAAAGAGAGCAAAGGAGAAUCGCGGAGGUGGAAGAGAACUAAGCGAGAAACACGAGAUGUCCACGCAGGCCUAUUACAGGGACAGGCUCGGCUUCGAUCCGGUCGACGCCGUCGCCGAGCUUCACCGGGAGCAGGGCUCGCAGCGAGGAUACGAGGAGUCCCUGUCCAAGUUCAAAGGUCAGAGCGAACACGGAUUUACCUGGUGGACGAUGGAACGCCAGGAUAACUGGCGCGCGAACGGCCCCGACCCAGAACAUCGGUCCGGCAGCUCGCAGGGUUUCUGGGGUUGCUGGGCGAUGUUCAUCGAGGCGCACGACGAACGAGACGCGAUCCAAAAGAAAACAUUUACCAAAUGGGUGAACAAGCAUCUGAAAAAGCAUUGGAAGUAUGUGAAGACUUACACGUGUCUGCACGUGUGCGUCCUUGUGAACAACCAGCCGUGCUGUUCCCCCACUGCCAGCAGACAUGUCGGAGAUUUGUUCGAGGACCUGCGGGACGGGCACAACCUCAUUUCCUUGCUGGAGGUUCUCUCGGGCGAGCAUCUCCCGCGGGAGAGGGGUCGGAUGCGUUUCCACAUGCUGCAAAACGUGCAAAUGGCCCUUGACUUCCUACGAUACAAGAAGAUCAAGCUGGUGAACAUACGCGCCGAGGAUAUCGUCGACGGUAAUCCGAAGCUCACCCUGGGAUUGAUAUGGACCAUCAUACUGCACUUCCAGAUAUCGGACAUAGUAGUGGGUCAAGAACCAAACGUGACAGCCCGCGAGGCGCUGCUGAGAUGGGCGAGACGAUCGACAGCGCGUUAUCCUGGCGUACGCGUGACCGAUUUCACCGGGUCCUGGAGGGAUGGUCUGGCGUUCAGCGCGCUGAUACACAGGAACAGGCCAGACCUGGUCGAUUGGAGAGGCGCUCGUACCAGUCAACCGCGAGAGCGGCUCGACCGGGUCUUCCACGUCGCGGAGCGCGAGUAUGGCGUUACGAGGCUUCUCGAUCCCGAAGAUGUGGACACUCCAGAGCCGGACGAGAAGUCCUUGAUAACGUACAUUUCUUCGCUCUACGACGUGUUCCCGGAGCCGCCAGCGAUCCAUCCUCUGUACGACGCCGACGCUCAAAGGCGAUCCGCCGAGUACCGUGAGCUGACCAGCUCCCUCCACCAAUGGAUCCGCGAGAAGAUGAGCCUGAUGCAGGAACGGGCGUUCCCGCCGACCCUGAUCGAGAUGAAGAAACUCGCCGCCGACAGCGCGAAGUUCAAGAACGAGGAGGUGCCGCCUCGUUAUCGGGACAAACAGAGGCUGUCCCACAUAUUCAGGGAUUUGCAGAAGUACUUCGAGGCUGUCGGCGAAGUGGACAUGGAGCCCGAGUUGCACAUCGACGUUAUAGAGAAGAACUGGAACCGUUUGAUGAUGCUGCAUCAGGAAAGAGAGCAGGCGAUCAUAGACGAAAUUAAACGACUCGAACGACUGCAACGACUAGCCGAGAAAGUUCACAGGGAGAUGAAGACGACCGACAACCGUUUGGAGGAGCUUGAGAGACGCGUGGAGGACGAAGCGAGACGGCUCGAUCGGCUUCAUCCCCUUGAGGCGAAACACGCCGGGGACCUUCUCGAGCAGGACAUACGAAACACUGAGAUACAGAUUCAGAAUAUCUUCACGGACGUGCACACCCUUACAGAAGGGCGAUACAGUCAAGCGGCCGAGCUUCAUAAAAGAGUUCAGAAGCUGCACCAACGAUGGGUCGCGCUGCGAUCCCUUCUCCACAAACGCUUGGUGCAGCCACUGGCGGCCGUGUCUUUCCCGGUAGAGGAGCGUGUGGUCACCAAGCAUCGUACGACCGUCCACGAAACACGACUGGUCGACACCAAUCCUCAUUUCCGCGCGUUGCACGAUUGCAUCGACUGGUGCAAGGCUAAGAUCAAGCAGCUCCAGGACGCGGAUUAUGGUUCAGACUUGCCGGGCGUGCAGAAUGAGCUGGACGUUCAUCAGAGAGAACACAAGAACAUUGAACAGUUCCAUCCCAAAGUGGACAGAUGCGUGCAGGCCAAGAACCACUUCCAUGGAGAGGAGUUGACGUUGUAUAGCCAGCAUUUAGCUGUUCUCCAGAAACUCUACUCGGAAUUGUUGUCUGCCUCUAAUAAGAGGCUAUCAGAUUUGGACACGUUGCAUGAUUUCAUUCAGUCAGCUACUGGCGAGCUAGUCUGGUUGAGCUCCAAAGAGGAGAUAGAGGUAACCAGGGACUGGAGUGACAAGAGCAGAACUUUGCAAUCCAUCGAGCAGUAUUACGAGCGUACAUAUGGAUCCGGUUUGGAGUCCCUGAUGAGCGAUCUGGAGAAACGAGAGAUCCAAUUCUCUGCGGUCCAAGACCGCGGCGAGGCUUUGGUUCUUCAGCAUCAUCCUGCUGCGAAGACCAUCGAAGCGUACAUGUCUGCAAUGCAGAGUCAGUGGGCCUGGCUGCUUCAGUUGACCCUCUGUUUGGAGGUGCAUCUGAAGCACGCCGCCCAGAGCCAACAAUUCUUCCGGGACAUCCAGCAAGCGGAACAGUGGAUCUCUAAACGAGACGAAACCUUGAACACCAUUUAUUCCCAAUCCGAUUUCUUCCUGGAUGAGGGUGAACGUCUGCUGAAAGGUAUGCAAGAGCUUCGCGAAGAGUUGAACAGCUACGGUGACCACGUGCAGAAGCUGGUUGAACAGGCGAAGGACGUAGUACCCAUGAAGCAGCGCCGGCAGCCCGUGACUCGACCGAUGCAGGUCACCUGUGUGUGCAGCUACAAGCAAGUGAACAUGUCAAUCGAGAAAGGAGAACAAUGCACCUUAUAUGACAACUCCGGACGUAUAAAGUGGCGCGUGAAGAACCAGGAGGGCGUGGAAUCGCCGGUGCCCGGCGUAUGCUUCGCUCUCCAGCCACCGGACAAAGAGGCACUGGACGCAGCGGAGAGAUUGCGACGGCAGUACGACAGAAGCGUCGCGCUUUGGCAACGUAAACAGUUGCGAUUGAGACAGAACAUGAUAUUCGCGACAAUUAAAGUAGUGAAAGGCUGGGAUCUGCCGCAGUUCUUGGCCAUGGGCCAGGAUCAGCGAACAGCCAUUAGAAAAGCUUUGAAUGAGGACGCUGAGAAAUUGCUGUCCGAGGGAGACCCGGCUGAUCCUCAACUGAGGCGGCUGAAGAGAGAAAUGGCUGACGUGAACAAGCUGUUCGAUGAGCUGGAGAAACGAGCUAGAGCGGAGGAGGAGUCAAAGAACGCGGGACGCAUCUUCAACGAGCAAGUGUCUGCUUUGCAGCAAGCACUGGACGAAGCUGAAAGAAUUCUAAAUACACGCAUAGUCGCGCCACUACCUAGAGACCUAGACAGCCUUGAACAUUUAGUGCUGCAGCACAAGGACUAUGAGCAGAGCCUUCGUCGAUUGGCACCCGACCUCGACAGGGUUCAACAAACAUUCAGAGGCAUCACCCUGAAGACCCCCGCCAUGAGGAACAAACUGGAUGCGGUGACCACCAAGUGGAAUCACAUCUGGAACGUCAGCAAUCUAUACGUGGAACGGCUCAAGUGCAUUGAAAUCUUGUUGUCUAGUCUGGAAGAGAAUACCAACAUAAUCUCCGAGUUUGAGGUGAAGCUAGCCUCGUUUGACGAGCUGCCAUCCGACAUCAAAGGUCUGCAAAACGUAUUGGAGGACCUGAGGAUUCUCCAGAACGCGAUUUCUCAGCAACAGAGUGCGAUGGAUCAGCUAAACGAAGACGCGCACAACACCAGGCGUCUUGUAGAAAAGUCGAGGCCCAGCCAUCGCGGUCCUCACACGGACAUGGACAGGCUGGACGCCGAAGUGAACCGAUUGAACGCUAGAUGGACGAACGUGUGCAGCCAAUUGGUGGACAGAAUGCGCAGCGCGGAGGCGGCCUACAGUUUAGCUCAGCAAAUGGAGCACGCUUAUCGCAACGAAGUCGACUUUGUCGACGAGUCGUACGGUAAACUGGAGGUGGAGAACGCGAAGAAUCUACUGAACAGAGUGGUGGAACGCGCGCCGGCGAUCGAGGCGGUAAACGUGACCGGCGGUCGCUUGAUCCGCGAGGGAAAGAUCUACGGUCAGAGGCUUCGAGCGUUCAAGGAACAGUUGGAAGAUCUAUGCCCGUCGCUGGACGCGUCCGUCAAGAAACCACGACGGGAGUACGCGUCGACUACGGACGACGUCGCCAGGGACCUGGACAACCUGAACAGGAAGUACACCACCCUGGUGAACAUACUGCAAGACCGGGUCAGCCAGAUGGCCGCGCUGCAUCCCGAGGACGCUUCUCUGCAGCGUGCUCUUCAGGAGCAAAGGCCGCUGAGAACGUUCCGCACUGAGUUCAACAUCUACGAGAGCAGCAGCUGCGAGGAACGGUACACAUCCACGACAACCCACUACACGCAGUCUCAGUACAGCCUAGAGCGCCACGAAAGGACAGAGCGCACCGAGCGAACCGAGACGAUCCUCUCGGACACGGUGCGCCGUUCCAGUUCGCAGGAGGGCUCGCGUCUGGUCCAGGAUGGCAGCCCCACAGCGCUGCACUCCGACAGGGAUCAUCAGGAUCUCGAGAAAGAGAAGCUCCAGCACGAGAAACGCGAGGAACGUAGCGAGGAGCGCGACGAGUCGAGUUGGUCGCGUACGAGCAGUGCUAGCGCGGGCAGCAGCGGCGUGCACUUUAGCGAGAUUAGGAGCGUAAAGAGGAUAGAACGGUCGGAGGAGGGUGUAGGUACCGAGAACGUGAUCGAGGCUAGGGGUAUCGUAGAUCCGAGGACGGGGAACGUGUUGACGGUGGGCGAGGCGAUCAGUCUUAGGAUCUUGGACGUUAGGAAGGGUAGGAUAGUGUGCUCGAGGGACGGCCGUAAGACCGUCACGAUCGAGGAGGCGGCGCGCGAGAAGAUGAUCGACACGCGGCUCGCGGACCGCCUGUUGGGCCCGUGCGGCUUCGACGAGGAGGGACGGCCGGUGUCCUUGCUCGAGGCGAUCCAGCGCGAGCUAUGCGACGCGGAGAGAACGGACGGCGCCGCCGGGGACAGAGCGAAGGUAACUUACAGUCAGACCGCCACCGUACCGCCCGCGAACCACGCGGUUAGCGUAGCCGAUGCGAUGAUAAGGGACGAACCACGCGGCGACGGUCGCCAGAGGUCUGCGUUGGACCCGCGGACCGGUGAGCUAGUCACCGAGGACGGAGAGAGGCUGUCGGUUGAGGAGGCGCACGCUAGGGGCUACCUGGCCAAGCUCGACGUAGUUGUCACCGUGAAGAGGAACGCGUUACCCCUGUCCGAUGCCAUUUCCCAGGGUCUGGUUGACGAGACGCUCGGCCGCGUUCUCGACCGCGUCACCGGCGAGAGCUACGCGCUCGACCAGGCCGUGGAGAAGGGGAUCCUCGACCCUACCGCGAGAGAGAUCGUCGACGCCAGGAACGACACCAAGGUGACGCUUCUGGACGCCAUUAAACUCGGCAUCGUGAAUCCCAAAACUGGAAAGUACAUGCACGGCUUGACCAUGGAGAAGCUGUCGUUGAAGGAAGCGCGCAGGAGGAAGUUGAUCGUUAAGCCUAUGACCUUGAAGGACUGCAAGGAUUCGGAGAUCAUCGACGAGAGUGGCAGGAUCACCAGUCCCGCGCACAGAACGAAGUUAACCGUUACAGAGGCGAUACAGAGGGGAGUGUUGGACGGCGAUCGGUUGAACUCGAUCGUUGACGCGAGAACGGGCGAGGCUGUUACACUGUCCGAGGCGUUGAAUCGCGGAUUGAUAGACCCUGAAAAGGCUACGUACAGGGACACUAAUUCCGAGUCUGAGCUUGCUCUUUCCGAGGCCGUUGAGAAGGGGCUAGUCACUUCUUUGGCGCAAAAGACUAUAUUCGAUAUUGACGGAUUCAAGGAUCCAUUGACUGGAGAGUUCGUCAGCCUUAACGCUGCUUUGUUGAAGGGUCUUAUCAGCUCUAAAGCUGGCGGUAGCUAUAUCGUAGACCCCAACACCGGAGAAACAGUUUCGCUAGCUGAAGCUGAGGAACUGGGCUUCGUGCGACCGGAAGUGUCGGAAAUGUUGAACAGAGGGAUAGGAAUCAUUGAAGAAGGCAGAGAGAUCACUCUCCUAGAGGCUGUAUUCUCUGAACUUCUCGAUCCCAAGACUGGUCUACUUCUGGAUCCGAGAACAAAGAGGCCAGUGUCCCUCGAAAAUUCGAUAAAACGAGGCCUGAUUACGUCCGACGGUGCAGCUUUGCUGACAGGCUUGCUGAACGUGACUGUGACUACCCAAACCGUGACCAAAGUCAAGGAAGUCCAUCUAGAAGAUGCGGAUAAGGAGGACAAGAGACCAGCGAAUGAAAAGGGUCGUAGUCCCUCCGUAGAUAGGUGGAUGGAGGUUGAAGAUUCUUAUGAAGAAUCGAAAAAAGACAAUAUUCCUAGAGCUAUUGGCACCACCACGACCAUCAUCACCAAGGAUAGAGUGAUUUCCUCCUCGCAGGUGAAGGGCACUACUGUGAUCAACAUUAGAGACAAUUCAAUUGAAAGCGUAUCAUCCGGUGCAGAGGAGAACUCGUUGAAACCCUCGUGGUCCAGGUCACAGAAGGAUGUCGAAGAGGAUCGGGAGAUGAUUACUGAUUCUAAAGUGGAGACAGUGUCCAAGGAGGAUCAUUCUUCAGCAGAGAGAAGAGUAUACGAAUUACCAACGGACGGGUGGUCUCUAUCCGAAGCGAUCGAGCGAAAAUUAUUCGACCCAACUACAGGUCUUUUCAUAAUACCUGGAACAGACAGGCUAGUGUCAUUUGAAGAGUGUGUGAAGCUGCGAAUAAUAGAUCCUAAUUCCAGUUUCGUGAUCGAUUCGAACAAUGGCAGAAAAGUGUCCCUAUUGAGGAGCCUGGAAAAGAAUAUCCUGGACUCUACAGGACACUACACGUAUCCUGAGAAGAUAACCAUGAAGGAAGCCAUCUCCAAAGGCUUGAUAAUUUUCGAUGACAAACAUCCGGAUAGCGAAAACUCUCUGCACAGGCUACUAAAAAUCACUAAACUCUCCGGCGAGCCUGACAAACUGGAGCUGACAAGACAGGACGACCCGUCGAGGCCGCUGGAGAUCAAGAUCAACGAAGCUAGUCACGCAAUACCUGAUCCAGUGAGAGUAUCCAAGGGUCUGAUCUACGAUCCCAGUACUGCGUUAGUCAUAUCUACGGAAACAGGAAAGUCCAGUGAACUUUUGUCAGCGUUGUCCGAAGGUAUGCUGCCAUCUGAAGUAGUAAUAGUCAAGGACCCAGUUACCGGAAAGGAUGUAGGUAUAGCUGAGGCUGUACAACGUGGAAUAGUGAACGUAGAGACGGCAGAGUACAACGUAGACGAUAACAGAAAGAUAUCGCUACUAGACGCGGCAAAGUUUGGUAUAGUGUCCGUUCUCGGCUCGCCGUUGGUACCGGUGACAUCCUCGUCUCCCAUCACAGAAACAUCUCUAUCCCAGCAAACAGAAAUCGAACGGUUUCUGAGAGAGGAAGCACAGUAUGCUGAACAAGAAGAGAUAACGGGUAAACCUACCACCUCUGCAUCUGUUUCUGAAUUCGAUUCUGCCUUAGGAUCCACGUCCAUGAUGGAUUCUGUCGCUGAUUCCUCGCCAACGGCGGCAACCAGCGAAGAGCACUCGGUAUCCAGAGCAGAAGGAGAAGCCGAUGAAGAUUUAAAACCAGGGAAGGCUAGCUUUGAAUCGAAAUUCAAAGUUACUAUUGGUAAGGCAGUAGUGUCCGAGUUGGACGACGAAGCCAAACCGAUAGUGCUUCAGAAGAUGAGGAAGAGAGUGAUGAAGACGAAAGAAGCUUUAGACACAGGUCUGAUAGAUGCGGAGACAGCGGAAAUUCUCGCCGAAAACAUGGGAGUAGAGGAUGGUAUACCAGUCAGCCUGUCGGCAGCCAUUAAGAGCAAGAAGAUAGAUGCCGCGUCGGGGAAGAUUGUCGAUCCUCAAAGAGGAGACGUGCUGACUAUCGGUGAAGCCGUUGAGCGUGGAAUCUUGGACCCGGAGAGUGCAGAUGUCUUGGUGCCUUUAGCAAAGAGUCUCUCAAUUCCAGGUUUGUACAAACAGGGCCUGCUAGACCCUGAAGAAGGCAAGGUAGUCCAUCCUGAAACCGGAGCACGGUUAACCCUUAGGGAAGCUAUUCUUUGCGAGAUCGUCGAUCCUCUAUCGAAAUUAACCUGUUCAGACGGACGCACGGACACUCUGCGUAACGCCAUCGACAGUAACUUGGUGGACCCAGAAAGAUCGUUGAUAAAGACCAGCGAGGGAGGUAGCGUCAGCUUGAUGAAAGCUGUCGAGAGCAAUGUGUUCGCCGACUCGGAGAAGGGCGAAGAACAAAUCCCACCUGCCGGAAUGACGUUCACCGUGGCCUUGGAAAGGGGCCUUAUAGACGCAAGUGGAAGAGAGAUAAAGCACCCCAUCACGGACGAACGUUUGCCCCUCGAAGACGCUAUUAAAGGUAACUUUAUAAUGUCCUUGCCUGGUCCGGUUGCCUGUGACAGCAUGGAAGUAACGAAGGCCUUGGAAGCUGGUUUGAUCGACAGAGAAAAGGGAGUCUUCGUUCACCCUACCACGGGAACCCCCGUGCCAAUCCUAGAAGCCAUUGAAUCAGGUCUGCUAGUAGUGAAACCACCAACUACCACCGCCACUGCGACGAUUACUACCAGUGGCAUCACCCAAACUGUCACUUCGUACCACACUGUCACCACGAGAACCUUGGGUAUUCUAUCUGGUUACGAGUUAGUCAACGCUUCCGAAAUAAGGAACAUUGAGACCGGGGAGAAGAUGAGCAUAGAAGAAGCCAGACGCAGAGGCAUAGUCAAAGAUGAGUCGGAGCGGCGGGAGGAGUUCACCACGAAGGAUAUCAAAAUGGCGUUCGACGAAGCGCUUCAGAAUGGUCUUCUGGACGUCGCUGCUGGUACUUACACCAACCCUUCGACAGGAGUCGCCAUGCCUAUUCAACAAGCUAUUGAAAAUGGUCUCUUGGAUGCUCCUUCUGAUCAGCCUGACGAUGCUAGCAACACUGCGACCGAACAGAUUAGUCAAAUUUAUGAUGAAGAAGCGGAGAGAUUCGUGGACCCAGACACAAAGAAGCCUUACACGCUUGCCGAAGCGAUGGAGGUUGGACUGGUGGAUCCUAACACUGUGAUUUAUGACACUAAGACUGCCGAGGCUGUGACUACCAAAGAAGCAGUUGCUAGAGGAAUGAUAGAUCCUGUGACAGGGAAGACAAAGAGUUCUGAAGGGCUCGGAGGUGUGUCCUUGAAGCAAGCAGCGAAAUUGGGAUUAUUGGCUGUUGUGGCUGCUCCAGUUCUCGCUGGGAAAGCGGUGUACGAUGCGGUUCGCGAUGCUUCUGCGAGCAAGGAUAAGAUUAAAGAAUCUAGUAAGCAAAGAGAAGGGGUUGGAAUUGUAUCUCGACCGACUGGAGAACAGAAAGUUUCGUCGGCUACUGAGAUACAGAAGAAACCAUUGACACCAGAGCAACCAGCCAGACAAUUAACGAUUAAGGAUAAGGAGGAAGCAGAAGAAAAGUCUGCGAUAGCGCAAGGCGAAGAAGGAAAAGUGAAAGGAUUAAAGCAAUCGCCUGAAUCAAAAGAAUCUGAACAACCUUUCGUGAAGCAGGUUGAAUCAAAGGAACCAGAGGAGUCUUUAGUAAAGCAAGUUGAAUCAAAAGAACCUGAUGAAGCUUCAGCGAAGCCAGUUGAAUCAAAAGAACCUAUAGAAUCCUCGUUGAAGAGACAAGAUGAACCUAUAGAGUCCUCGUUGAAGAGACAAGAUGAACCUAUAGAAUCCUCGUUGAAGAAACAAGAUGAACCUAUAGAAUCUUCGUUGAAGAGACAGGAUGAACCUACAGAAUCCUCGUUGAAGAGACAAGAUGAACCUAUAGAAUCCUCGUUGAAGAAACAAGAUGAACCUAUAGAAUCCUCGUUGAAGAAACAAGAUGAACCUGUAGAAUCCUCGUUGAAGAGACAAGAUGAACCUAUAGAAUCCUCGUUGAAGAGACAAGAUGAACCUAAAGAACCCAAAGAAUUGUCGGUAGAACAAGUGGAAUCAAAGGAACCAGAAGAAUCCUUGAAGCAACAAUUGGAGCCCGAAGAACCUGAGAAACCACCACUGAAACAGCAAGCUGAAUCCAAGGAACUCGAAGAACCAUCAACAAAACAACAAAUUAAAUCCAAAGAACACGAGGAAUCGUCAACAAAACAACAAAUUCAAUCCAAAGAACACGAGGAACCGUCAAUGAAGCGAAUUGAAUCAAAAGAACCCGAAGAGCUAUCACCGAGAGAGCUGCCAAAAGAAGAGAAGAUGAAAAUCCAAGAAAAACAAGCGGAGGAACCUUCAAAGCGGCCAGUGGAAGAAGAAGACAAGUCGCAGACUUCUGUACAAAGAGAAGGGACACUACAAACUCAGGGAGAGAUGCCAAGGCAGGAGUCAGAACCUCAGACACAGGAAAAAGAAUCACCUGUCCAGGAGAAAUCUGCAAAAGCAAGUAUUCGACCAGAAAAUCUUGAACAAGCCUCGAAACCAGAAGAUCCAAUCAUUAAUGAAAAAUUACAGAAACGACCGGACGAUGUCACAGACACUUCAGAAGAGCCUGAAGAAUCAGUCACCGAGAAAGACUACGAGCAAGAGUCCGAAUUGGACACUGGGAAAGGAACAAGAUUCCUCAUUGAAGUUACUCCCAGUUUAACAGCCGCGGACCUUGUUGUUCGAGGAGCUUACGACUUAGAAAAAGAGAAAUUCGUGGACCCCGAAACAGGAGACAUAGUUCCAUUCAACGACUUUGUCAUGUACCUAGGAAUGCUGGAUCCAGAUCAAGUCAUGGUCAAGGACCUGUCGUGCAAAACCGGGGAUAGAUUCGUCUCUCUUCGAGAAGCGAUUUCCAAGCCCUUAGUAGACAGGAACUUGGGAUACAUGGUAGACCCUAAGACAGGCAAGAAGAUCCCGUUCUUCGAGGCAAUAAAACUAGGUCUGAUCAAACAAGAACCCCCAGUCGAUCAACCACCGAUCCUUCUAGCACCGGGACAAGAAGGUUUAACCUUGCGCGAGGCAGUCGAAGAAGGUUUAUUAGAUCCAGAAACCUGUGAAGUCCGCGAUCCAGUUACAAACCGUGUGCUGAAGUUGAACGAUGCUAUAGACGCAGGUCUGAUAGAUUGUAGCUCGAUCACCCUCAGGGACCCGGUGAACGACGAGGUUCAGUCUCUUCAAGAAAUUCUCGAGUCCGGAGGAAAAGUUGACGUGGAAGAAGCAUUCGCUAAAGGAUUGGUUGCUCCUAAAUCUCGGAAACCAAUUUCAUUGGAAGCUGUUAUUAGGAAAGGUCUGUACGACGAGGCUAGCGGAAUGAUUCUAGACACUCUAACUGGCCAGGCGAUAGACGUCGAAGAGAGCGUACGCAGGGGAUUGAUAGACGCGUUUAUCAGUGAAUGCGAGGACACUAAAGCAGGUACAUUCUUGUCCCUGGAGGAAGCUCUGGGUGAGUCGAAAUUAUUGGAUUCGCGAGCUGGUCGAUUACGAGACACCAAGACCGGUGAGUCGCUUCCUUUGAACGUGGCCUUAAAGAGAGGUAUCAUAGCAACUACUGGAUUCGUUCCUUCUCUGAUCGAUACGAUUGUUCAAGAAUAUUAUUGCCCAACUACUGGCCUGGUUGCCAAUCCCACUACAGGUGACGAGACUACUUUGAAGGAAGCUCUGAUGACCGGUUACGUGGACGGAGAGACUACUGUUGUAAGGGAUGACAGAAACGACAGAGUACUGGCCUUGCAAGACGCUGAAGAGGCGCAGUUGAUCGACCUCGAGAAAGGAGUCUUAAUCUCUCCGCACACUAUGACACUAGACGUCGCACACGAAAAAGGAUUCAUCCUCAGCACGGUGAAACCUUGGUCCCUGCAGGAAGCCCUCGCUCAUCAGACCUACGAUCCCCAGAAAGGCACUUUCGACAUAGACGGCGCUAGUUACACUCUCGAGAAGGCGCUGGAGAUUGGCCUGAUAGCUAAAGACAGUCCUUCGGUGAAGGAUCCGAAGAACAGCGAAAUCAUCUCCCUUGGCGAAGCCAUAAAGCAAGGUCUGAUCGACCCUAAGACAGGUACAGCUAUCGAUCCCUCUACCAGUACACCUUUGUCCCUCACCGAUGCUCUGGAUAGGGGCUUAAUAGUUCCUGCGAAGAGGAAGAUCUCUCUCCCAGAAGCAGUGUUCAAGGGUCUCUAUGAGCCAACAACUGGUCGUUUCAUUGUUCCCGAGACCAGAGAGAAGCUGCCAACCGAUAGAGCUAUCAAGGCAGGUGUUAUAGAUCCUAGUACCGCUGUAGUUGUCCGUCAAGCUGAUGGCAAGGCGAUCACGUUUGACAAAGCCAUCAAAGAACUGAUCGUCGACCCUAAGACUGGUACAGUGACCAAUGCGAAAGGUAAGCGAGUAGAUUUCAGAGAAGCGUUGGAGCACGGUUUGCUCUUGGAAGCAAGGAGACCCAUGACAUUCAGCGAGGCUAUAUCUAAAGGAAUCCUCGACGAACGCACCAACAUGUUCCUAGAUCCUCAGUCCGGCGUCUACUUAAGUCUACUGGAAGCUAUACAAAGGAACUUAAUAGACGCUGAUUCCGUCACUGUGAAAGAUGGAAGGAGCGGCUUCAGAGAGAGGAUAUCCUUAAUGGAAGCUAUAAAGACAGGCUACAUUGAUGGCUCCUCCGGUCAAGUGAACGUCACAGCUGACUCCGACAUGUCCUUGCAGGAAGCUUACGAAGCUGGCUUGAUUGUAGAUCAUAGAGCAGCGGUGUCUCUGCAGAGAGCAAUCCACCAGGGACUCUACGACGAGCAGACCGGCAAAAUCACAGAUCCAAGUACUGGAAGGUCGGUCACACUGCACGAAGCAAUGAGGAACUGUCUGGUGAGUCCCACGUUACCUUGUUACUGGGACAGGCGAGCGGACAGGUUGCUCUCGCUGGCGGAAACCUGUCGAGCUGGCGUGAUCGACAGGAGGUCAGGAAUGUUCAAGGAACCAGGUGCCAACAGAUCAGUGUCCCUAAGCCUAGCUCUCCAACUGGGUCUGAUAGUGGACAUCGAGACAACCGAGUUCAGUCUCCACCAGGCGAUCACAAUGAACAUCUACGAACCCACCACUGGCAAGUUCACUCAUCCGUCAACGAACAGAAAGCUGACAUUGUCGGAAGCUUGCAGGUCCGAGCUGAUCGACCCCCUCUCGUCGAUCGUCAGAGACGUUCGAACAGAAAAGUACGUACCACUUCCCGACGCUGUCUCUUCAGGGGUAAUCGACGACACUCGAGGCACCUACAACGCUCUCCCCGAGGGACCAAUCGACCUGAAAGAAGCCCUGAAGAGAGGACACGUGGUGCCCUCGAAGCUUCCCAUGAGCAUAGAAGAAGCAGUCGCCAGCGACCUUUAUCGAGCCCAAACGGGACUCUUCAUAGAUCCUCGCAGCAACGACACCGUUGAUCUGUCCCGCGCUUUCGACGUAUUCCUCCUCGAUCCCGACACCACCGCUCUCAAGGACGCCACCACUGGCCAGAUCACGUCGAUCUUAGCUGGCAUUGAAAACGGCGCGAUAGACGUUCCUCAUGGCAAGAUACUCGACUCGAAAACGAGACGCGCAUACCCUAUCGACGUAGCCCUCGAACGCGGGCUUCUGGUCACUCUCGAGAAACCCCUGACGCAUCAGCCAGCCCGGCGAAGCCUCACGCGCAAGGACGAGCCCAAACGAGAGUACACAGUCCAAGAAGCAAUAGAGAACCGCCUUCUGGACCCCGAGGCUGCCGUAGUCAGAGACCCCAAGACCGGCAGAUUCGUGAACAUCGACAGUGUCCUCGCUAACGGUGUCCUCGACGCAUCUAGCAAAGGAUCAAUCGACACAGCCUCCCCUAAAACCCCCGAUGGCAAGCUCACACCUCGAUUCGUACGCUUCGGCGACGUCGAGGUGUUCUUCACGCGGCCCCUGACGUUCGAGGAAGUUCUGGAGACCGGUUUACUGUCCGUGGAAACUGGAAAAUUGACCGAUCCGAAGACCGGUGAACUGGUGACGCUGAAAGAAGCUGUGGGUCUGGGUAUAGUGGACUCCGAUUCGGCGCUGAUCAAAGACACCAAGAAAAGGAAGCUGGUGAAACUGGCGGAAGCGUUUAGGAAGGGUUUAAUGGACGCUGAGAAGGGGAAUGUUUUGGAGUCGCAGACCUCCAGGUUGUUCCCAUUGGCGAAAGCUUUGGAAGCGGAGCUCCUGAUCACCCCGAAACGCGGCCUGUCCUUCAUCGAGACCUUGGAGUUCGGGCUUUACGAUUCCGCGUCCGGCACAUUCGACGAUCCGUUCCGUGUCGCGUCGGCCGUAGAUCGGGAACCGGUCGCGUUGAGGCAGGCGAUCGACGCCGGCUCGAUCGAUCCGUCCGGCACCGUGAUCAAAGAGCCCGGGACCGGUAGGGUCGUUAGUUUGUUAGAGGCUAUAAGCACCGGGAUAGUAGAUCCUGUAGCGGGCAGGCUUUGCGGAGACCCAUCGGGAAAGAGGCUUGACUUCGCGAAAGCCCUGGACCAGGGUUAUAUUCUCACCGCAGAAGCUAGGCAAGCGGUCGAGGAGAAGUACAAGCUAUGCGACGAGACCUCCUCGAAGCUGCUGCAAUGGAUCGCCGAGGUCGAGGACAAGCUCGCCGGGCAGGAUAACGUGAAGGAGGAUGUUGAUCAGCUUAGGGAUCAGAUGAACGCCAUGAAGGAGAUCAAAGAUGACCUGGAAGCCCACGCCCGUCCGAUCUCCUCGUGCCUCGACCAGAUUCGUCAAGUGGUGCUCACCGGAAGCAACGUGUUGUCCAGCGAGGAAGUGUCCACCUUGGAGAAGAAUGGCCGGUCUUUGAAAACGAGGUUCGACAGAGCCACGGAUCGCACCGAGAGGAUGGUCAGGCGCCUGAUAGCCGCCAGGGACGAAUUGAUCAAGUUCAAGAACGAGAUAUCGACCUUCUCCCACUGGCUAGACAGCGCGAGGCGAAUCCUGGAAGAGAAAGAGCACUCCCUGUCCGACUUGAACAGACUAAGCAGCAGCACAGAUGCUACCAGAGACUUCAUCAGCGACGUGAUAGCCCAUCAAGCUGACCUGAGAUUCAUCACCAUGGCUGCGCAAAAGUUCGUCGACGAGAGCAAAGAAUUCUUGCACGUUCUGAACGAAUUCCGUACCAGUUUGCCUCAAAGAUUGCCUCACAAGGAGCCCAUAUCUAGUCAGGACUCUCCUGUGCGGGGUGAAGUCUCUAUCGUUACUGCUCAAUACAAGGACCUGUUGUCGAGAGCCAACCUCUUGUCGGAUAAACUGUCCGGAGUUGGAGGAAGGCAGAGGGAUUACCGUGAGUCCUUGGAGAAAGCGAGGAGGUGGCUGAAGGAAGUCGAACCUAAGGUUCACAGAGCCAUUUCCGAGGCGAUCGCAGCGGAGCCUAAGCAGGUGGAGGAGCAAUUGAGUAAAGCAAAGGCAUUGAACAACGAAAUGCUUGCUAACGAACGCCUAGUGGAGAAUGUGAAGGUCAGCGUUGACGCUCUUCUGAGAUCCUUGGACGGACAGUUGACGCCUAAGGAAGUCGAUGAACUGGAAGAACCUGCUAGAGCUCUGGAAGACAAGUACAGGCAGCUGACCAACGCGAUUGCCGAGAAAUGCCAGGAGCUAGACGCGGCUCUGGUACGCAGUCAAGGCGUUCAGGAUGCUUUGGACAGCCUCGUGCUUUGGUUGAACAAUAUUGAAAGCCAGUUCAAGAACAUCCAACGCCCGGCGAGUUUGCAGAAGGAGCGGCUGGAGGAACAACAGAGGGACCAGCGUCUGCUUCAAGCGGAUCUGGACAGUCACCGUUUAAGCCUGGAAGCCGUAGCAACCAGCGCGAAAGAUCUUCUGACUAAUUCCAGCAACGCGAAGAUCGCCAAACACAUAGAAGGCAAAUUGAAGGACGUCCAGAGCAGGUUCGAGAAGCUGAUGGACAAGUCUCUUCGUCGCGGUGAAUUCCUCGACGAGAUUGCACAAGCAUUGGGCGACUUCUUGGUGGAAACCACGAAGUUCGAUAGCUGGUACGCUCACAUGAUUGAAGCACUGGAGUCCAGAGACUUGAGUAAACUGGAUGUCGCCGAGUACGAGACCAAAAUGGCGAAUCUGAUGGACAAGCGGGAGGAUCAGAGACCCAACUUCGAAGACCUUAUAUCCAAUGGCAAGAAAUUAAUCUCCAAGAAAGACGUAACGGAUGUCGCUCCGAUCAGAGAUAAGAUCAAAGCUCUGGAAACCCAGUGGAAGGAAGUGAACAACUUGAUCGACGAGAAACAACGGCUCAGCAAAUCCAGGGCCGAACAGCUGUCCGCGUAUGAGAAGCUUCGUGACCAGGUGAUCGACUGGCUAACAAGGACCGAGAACAAGGUCCAGAUGUUAGAACCUGUGGCCGUUGACCUGGAGAAAUUGAAGCGACAGGUCGACGAAUUGAAACCCAUUCAGAAGGAAUAUCGCGAUUAUAGAAACACUGUGGAUAAGGUGAACGACCUUGGAAUCGCCUAUGAUGGCUUGCUAAGGGAGCGCACAGAGAGUCCAACUCGUCGGCGUAGUAGCACCAGUCCUACAAAGAGACCUGUACGCCGAAUGUCACAAGACGGUCGCUCACCAUCUCCCGCUAAAUUGUAUGCCGCUCAAAGUCCGGUCUCCCCAGGUGGUAGCAGCGGGUUCAGUAGUCGACGGUCCAGCCAAGAUGGCUUUCAUCUCGAGGAUCUGUCGCCCGUUCAACAACAGCUUUCCGAGAUCAACAAUAGAUACGGACUGCUUGGCGUCCGGUUGACUGAUCGACAAACAGAACUGGACAACGUGAAGGACGAACUGAGGAGGCACGUGGACAACUUGAAGACCUUGUCUCAGUUCUUGGAGAAGAUUAAGCGGCAGAUACCCAAAGAGAGCAUGCCAAUAAAUAAAGAAGAGGCAGACAAGACAGCCAAGCAGAUCAAGGCAGUCAUCGAAGAGAUGUACGAGAAACAAUCGUUGCUAGAUACCACGAGAACUCAAGUUCGUGACCUAGUCAGACGCAAGAAGGAUGCCGAUGGAGUGGACAGGCUGAACGACGAGAUGGAAGACGUCUCCAGCAGGUGGAGGUCGUUCAGCGAACGUUGCAAGGAUAGGAUCAAGUUCCUGGAUGACGUGAAAGAUUUCUACGACACUUCAGAAGGUUUGGUUUCUUGGCUUGGAUCAAAAGAAAGAAUGCUGGGUGCUUUGGGUCCCAUAUCAGCCGAUCCUAGAAUGGUCGCCAGCCAAGUGCAACAGGUUCAGGUUUUGCGAGAAGAGUUCCGCACCCAGCAGCCUCAGUUGGAUCACCUGGUGCAGGUCGGAGAGAACAUUCUCGCUGUAAUUGGUACCGAUUCAGCGGAUGGACAGAAGACCAGCGCAAAAUUAAAAUCAAUCCUGGACAAGUGGUCCGAUCAGCUGGCUAGACUCGAUGAGAGAGCGCAGAGCUUGGGUGACGCGGUGGACACCAGCCGCGAGUUCGAUGCCAGCCUGAACAGAUUGCGCGAUGCUCUGCAAGCUAUUUCCGAUAAUCUCGACGAAUUGACACUCGAGAAAGACCCUGAAGAUCAGCUACGAAAGAUCGAGAACCUUGAAAGACAGUUAGAGGGUCAAAGACCUCUCUUGGCCGACGCUGAAGCAGCUGGUGAACAGCUUUGCGAAGUUCUCAGCGAUCCAGCUUCCAAAUCCGAGAUCCAUGGAAAGGUGGCCGCGGUUGGUAAACUGUACACCAAUCUGCAGAAGAAACUGGACCACAAGAAGGCUGAGAUCGAGGGUAAUCUUAGAGAUGGAAGACAGUUCGAAGCAUCUUGCACUAAAACGUUGGGAUGGCUCGCCGAUGAGCUCGGUAACAUGUCUGAGAAGCUGUUGGUGUCCGCUGAUCGGGACAUCUUGCAGCAACAACUGGAUAAUCACGAGCCUAUAUACAGGAACGUGAUGGGCAAAGAACACGAAGUGAUCAUGCUACUGAACAAAGGUCGCGACAUGCUCACUCGGUCCCAGAAGGUCGAGAACAGGUCUCUGCAACGCGACUUGGACAAGAUGCAGUCGCAGUGGGAUCGUUUGAAGAAAGACAUCCUCGAUAGGCACACAAAGCUGCAAACUUGCGCCGAACACUGCAAGAAGUACUACAAAGCGCAGGACACGUUCUUGCCUUGGCUGAGACAAGCCGAAGACCGACUCGAAUGCCUGAAACCAGCAUCUUUCAAACGCAAAGACAUCGAGAAACAGCUCAAGGAACUCUCCUCGUUCAGGAACGAGGUCUGGAAGCAUUCUGGAGAAUUCGAGAACAACAAAACGCUUGGCGAGACCUUCCUAGGAGCCUGCGACAUCGACAAGCAGAACGUGAAGAAUGAACUAGGUGCGAUGAAGACCAGAUGGGACAAGUUGAACAACGAGCUGUUAACGAGAACGCAAUCUCUGGAGGACACUGCGAGACACUUGAUGGACUUCAACGAAAAUCUACGAGACUUGCGACACGGCUUGCAAAGUUGCGAGGAUAAGCUUACGUCUCAUGACGCUCUUGGAGGAGCAGCUAAAGACCCGCGACUUCUCAACAGCCUAAGGAGUUUAAAAGAAGAAGUUGAAAAGCUAAGCAAACCUUUGCAAUGGGUAGAGCAGCGAGCGAACAACUUGGCGGGCAAAGCCAGGGAACAAGGAGUCGACGCGUCGCACCUAUUGGAUGAAGUGGAAAGCUUGCAGGAUAGAAGAUUCGACCUGCUAGAGAAAUUGGACGGCAAGUGCCGCGAGCUGCAUAAUACAGCUGCAGCGUUGGCGCAGUUCAGCAGCUCCUUGGAGUACAUCAGUUUUCAAGUUGCUAGUCUCGAGAAAGAAUUGGAUUCCAUGAAAGCAGCGGGCAGAGAAAUCAAGAUAGUACAGUCUCAGAUAGAAGAGACCAGCACGGUGAUCACCAAUUUGAACCAUCUAUUCACUACAAUCAGCCGACUGGAAAGCCAGGAAGAUAGAUUGAUGGAUGACGGUUUCGCGGCAGCCAGAGAACAAGUUGCGAGUUUGAAACGACAAAUUGGAAAGCUCGACGACCGUUCCCGCGAUCGGCACGAGGAACUCACCUCGACUCUGGACAAGCUGCAAGAGUUCUACCAAUCGCAUUCUAACGUCAUCACCGAAAUUGAUCAGGCGAAUGAGCACUUCAGAAGGUUCAAACCCGUAGGAUCCGAAGUGGAAUCCAUAAAGGCGCAGCAAGAGGACUUCAGACUUUUGAAACUUAACAAGAUAGAACCGCUGGCCCGUGCCGUCGAGGACUGCAACGUUCUUGGCCAAUCUUUGAUCCAAACUGCCGGUCGCGAUGUGAGCACCAGCAACCUUGAGAAAGACGUCGAUAGGAUGAACGAAAGAUGGAAUGAUCUGAAGGAUAGACUGAACGAACGCGACAGGAGACUGGACGUCGGGCUUCUUCAAUCAGGAAAAUUCCAGGAGGCCUUGGACGGUCUCGAGAAGUGGCUGACAGACACCGAGGAGAUGGUGUCCAACCAGAAAUCGCCUUCUUCCGAUUACAAGGUGGUCAAGGCGCAGCUGCAGGAGCAGAAGUUCUUGAAGAAGAUGCUGAUGGAUCGGCAGAAUUCGAUGUCGUCUUUGUACAACAUGGGUCAGGAAGUUGCAGCCGGAGCAGACCCCAAAGAGAGAAAGAUGAUAGAGAAACAGUUGAAGGAACUGGUAGGAAGAUUCGACAAUUUGACGGAGAGCGCAGCCGAGAGGAUGGAAGCUCUCGAACAAGCUAUGGGAGUGGCGAAACAGUUCCAGGACAAACUGGUACCGUUGGCAAUCUGGUUAGACAAAACCGAGAAGCGUGUCAGGGAUAUGGAGCUGGUGCCAACGGACGAGGAGAAGAUUCAGCAACGAGUCACAGAGCACGACGCCCUUCACGAGGAUAUUCUCUCCAGGAAACCAGACUUCAGCGAGCUCACAGAAAUCGCCAGUCAGCUGAUGGCCCUGGUGGGCGAAGACGAAGCCGCUGCGCUCGCCGACAAACUUCAAGAUGCGGCCGACAGGUACGCAGCUCUGGUAGAAAGAUCAGAAGCUUUGGGAACCCUUCUGCAGAGAUCAAGGCAAGGUUUGAGACACUUGGUUCUCAGCUACCAAGAGCUCCAAGCGUGGAUGGAGGGCAUGGAGAUCAGGCUGUCCAAAUACAGGGUCUUGGCGGUGCACACUGAGAAACUUCUCCAGCAGAUGGAAGACCUUGCCGAUUUAACCGAAGAAGUUUCCACGCGACAGACCGAAGUGGACAGCACAACGGACGCCGGUUUGGAGCUCAUGAAGCACAUCUCCAGCGACGAGGCUCUGCAACUGAAGGACAAACUGGACUCCUUGCAAAGACGAUUCAACGACCUGGUGAGCCGAGGUUCGGAUCUCUUGAAGCACGCUCAAGAGUCCCUCCCUCUGGUCCAACAGUUCCACGACAACCACAACAGACUGAUGGACUGGAUGCAGGCUGCGGAGUCGGCUCUCCAAUCCGCGGAACCUCGCGAGGACGAAAUAGUCAGACUCGAAAUGGAAAUAUCAGAGUACAGACCGGUCCUGGACAAGAUCAACGCAGUUGGUCCACAAUUGUCCCAACUGUCACCUGGCGAGGGAGCUGCUACCAUAGAGGGCCUGGUUACUAGGGACAACAGGAGAUUCGACGCGAUCGCUGAGCAGAUCCAACGCAAGGCUGAGAGGAUUCAACUGAGCAAACAGAGAUCCCUAGAGGUCAUUGGCGACAUCGACGACCUGCUGGAAUGGUUCCGCGAAGUGGACAAUCAGCUGCGGGAAGCUGAGCCGCCGAGCAGCGAGCCGGAGAUCAUCCGAGUCCAGCUGAAGGAGCACAAGGCGCUGAACGAUGAUAUAUCCAGUCAGAAGGGACGCGUAAGGGACGUGAUAUCAACAGCCAAGAAAGUCAUCCGUGAGAAUGGUCAGCACGAAGACACGUCAACCAUUAGAGAAAAGAUGGAGGACCUCAGAGAAACCAUGGAAAUUGUGUCCGGCUUGUCAGCGGACAGACUGGGGGCUCUAGAACAAGCCUUGCCCUUGGCGGAGCACUUGCGCGACACUCACAUAGGUUUGGUCAGCUGGUUAGAGGAAGCAGAGCAUCAAGUAGCCAUGCUGCCCAUGCCAGCCUUGAGGCCUGACCUCAUCGCAGCGCAGCAGGACAAGAACGAGCUGCUGAUGCAGAGUAUCAACGAGCACAAGCCGCUCGUCGAGAAGCUGAACAAGACCGGGGAGGCUCUGAUCAAGCUCUGCAACGAGGAAGAGGGUAUCAAGAUCCAGGACAUCCUAGAAGCAGAUACAGCGAGGUAUGCAGCUCUCAGGGCAGAACUGCGGAGCAGGCAACAGACUCUGGAGCAGGCUCUGCAGGAGUCCUCUCAGUUCUCCGACAAACUGGAGGGUAUGCUGCGAGCUCUAUCGUCAACGGCGGAUCAAGUCAACGGUGCAGAGCCGAUUAGCGCCCACCCUGGUCGCCUGCGCGAUCAGAUGGAAGAGAACACUGCUCUGGUCGACGAGUUAGCCCACAGAUCGGAAGCUUACGCAGCUGUCAGGAGAGCAGCCGACGACGUGAUCAGCAAGGCAGGCAACAGAGCUGACCCUGCCGUGAAGGACAUUAAGCGGAAACUGGAGAAACUGAACAAACUAUGGAGCGACGUUCAGAAAGCUACCACCGAACGAGGACACACUCUGGACGAUGCUCUGGCAAUCGCGGAGAAGUUCUGGUCCGAGUUGAACGGUGUGAUGUCCACGCUGAGGGAACUUCAGGAUGCUCUCUCGGGUCAGGCACCGCCGGCAGCUCAGCCGGGAGCUAUUCAACAGCAGCAGGUCGCCCUGCAGGAGAUCAGGCACGAGAUAGAUCAGACCAAACCCGACGUAGAACAGGUCCGUGCCUCUGGACACGAGUUGAUGGGUCUUUGCGGUGAACCUGACAAGCCAGAGGUCAGGAAGCACAUAGAGGACUUGGACCAGGCCUGGGACAACGUGACCGCGUUGUACGCCAGGCGCGAAGAGAACUUGAUCGACGCCAUGGAGAAGGCAAUGGAGUUCCACGAAACGCUGCAGAAUCUGCUCGAGUUCCUGGAGGAGGCGGAAGAGAAGUUCACCAGGAUGGGACCGUUGGGCAGCGACAUAGACGAAGUUAAGAAACAGAUCAAACAGCUGGCCAAUUUCAAGGCCGAAGUUGAUCCGCACAUGGUCAAGGUCGAGGCUCUGAACAGGAGUCUGACCAGGCAAGCUGCUGAACUGACAGAGCGUACAUCCUCGGAACAAGCUGCAGCCAUCAAGGAACCACUCGGCGCAGUGAACAAGAGAUGGGACGGUUUGCUGAGAGGCGUGGUAGAGCGGCAACGACUCUUGGAGAACGCUUUGCUGCGCCUUGGACAGUUCCAACACGCCUUGGACGAGCUGCUCGUGUGGAUAGAGAAGACAGACGACACCUUGGACAACCUGAAAGCAGUGGCCGGUGAUCCUCAAGUGAUAGAAGUUGAGUUGGCCAAGUUGAAGGUCUUGGUGAAUGACAUCCAAGCUCACCAGACCAGUGUGGAUACGCUGAACGACGCAGGUAGACAAUUGAUAGAGGAUGGCAAGGGAACAGCAGAAGCGUCGACCACAGCUGAGAAGUUAGGUACAUUGAACCGUCGCUGGAGAGACUUGCUGCAACGAGCAGCUGACCGCCAAAGAGAACUGGAAGACGCUCUCAGGGAGGCUCAGUCCUUCACAGCUGAGAUCCAGGAUCUCCUGUCCUGGUUGGGCGACGUGGACAAUACCAUAGUAGCUUCGAAGCCUGUUGGAGGAUUGCCAGAGACAGCUUCUGAACAACUGGAGCGCUUCAUGGAGGUGUACAACGAGUUAGAACAGAAUAGGCCUAAAGUGGAGACGGUUCUGCAGCAGGGACAGGAGUACCUGAAGCGUGCGGAUACCUCCAGCGCCGGCGGACUGAACCACAACCUGAAGACGUUGAAACAACGCUGGGACAAUGUAACCGCGCGUGCCAGCGACAAGAAGAUCAAGCUGGAGAUCGCGUUGAAGGAAGCUACAGAGUUCCAUGACGCUCUACAGGCGUUCGUCGACUGGCUGACCAAUGCCGAGAAGAUUUUAACUAAUCUGAAACCGGUAUCCAGGGUGAUGGAGACUAUUCUUGGCCAAAUAGAGGAGCACAAGACCUUCCAAAAAGAUGUUGGAGUCCAUCGCGAGACCAUGUUGAACCUGGACAAGAAGGGCACUCACUUGAAGUACUUCUCGCAAAAGCAGGAUGUGAUUCUAAUCAAGAAUCUAUUGAUCAGCGUACAGCACAGGUGGGAGAGAGUAGUUUCUAAGUCAGCAGAGAGAACCAGGGCUCUGGAUCACGGGUACAAGGAGGCCAGAGAGUUCCACGACGCCUGGUCCAACUUGAUGAACUGGUUGGAAGAGACCGAAAGGACUCUGGAUGAGGUUUCCGCGGAUGGCAGUCUGGGAGGAAACGAUCCGGAAAGAAUCAAAGCGCGACUGAACAAACACCGUGAGUUGCAGAAAGCUCUAAGCGCGAAGCAAGGUACCUACGAUGCCACCAUGAAGAACGGCAAGUCGUUGAAGGACAAAGCACCGAAGACCGACGAGUUCGCGUUGAAGGAGCUGCUCAACGAGCUGAAGAACAAAUGGACCACCGUUUGCGGCAAGUGCGUGGACAGGCAGAGGAAGCUCGAGGAAGCUUUGCUCUUCUCUGGUCAGUACAAGGACGCGAUUCAGGCUCUGUUGGAGUGGCUGGUGAAGUCGGAGAAACAACUGGCUAACACCGGACCUCUUCACGGUGACCUGGACACUGUGGUGAACUUGGUGGAACAGCACAAGACCUUCGAGAAGGACCUCGAGUCCCGCGCGUCGCAGAUGGAGUCCGUUAUCAAGACCGGCCGUGAGCUUCUCGGCAAAGCAACGGUCGAAGAUGCGUCCGCUAUAGAUUCCCAGUUGUCUGAAUUGAACGACCUGUGGGAAACGGUGUCCAGAUUAUCCUCCGAGAAGACGGAUCGCCUCGAAGAGGCGUUGAAGGAGGCAGAGCGUCUUCACAAAGCAGUAAACGUCCUCCUCGAGUGGCUGAGCGACGCCGAGAUGAAGCUGAGAUUCGCUGGACAGCUCCCCGAAGACGAACAGGAAAGCAGAAACCAGCUGAUGGAGCAUGAGAAGUUCUUGAGGGAAUUGCGCACCAAGGAAAUAGAGAAGGAUCAGACGUUGGAACUUGCGCAUGCCAUUUUGGGCAAAGCUCAUCCUGAUGGUGUAUUGGUUAUCAAACACUGGAUCACCAUCAUCCAGUCUAGAUGGGAUGAGGUGGCUACUUGGGCUAUGCAGAGGAACCAGAGAUUGGAGAACCAUAUGCGAGGACUUCAGGAUCUGGACAAUCUUCUGGAGGAAUUGCUGUCAUGGUUGGAAGGUCUGGAGAAUACUUUGAACGCUCUCGAAGCGGAACCUCUGCCAGACGACAAGCCCACGUUGGAGAUGUUGAUCGCUGAUCAUCGAGAAUUCAUGGAGAACACCAGCAGAAGGCAGAACGAGGUCGACCGCGUCUGCAAAGCCAGGCAAAUCAAAUCUGUGAAAGACACCAAGAAGAUAACGAAGGCUAAGUCACCAGCGCCGACCCGAGCCAGCCCGGGCCGUGAGAGAACUCCAGAUUCGUUGCCGCACAUCGGCCCACGCUUCCCACCCAAAGGAAGCAAAGGCGCCGAACCUGAGUUCCGCAGUCCGAGAGUUAAGCUUCUCUGGGACAGAUGGAGACAUGUCUGGAUGUUGGCCUGGGAGAGACAACGUCGACUUCAAGACAAGUAUAAUUACAUUCAGGAAUUGGACCGCGUUGCUAACUUCAGCUGGGAGGAUUGGCGUAAGAGGUUCUUGAAAUUCAUGAACCACAAGAAAUCCAGGCUGACCGAUCUCUUCAGGAAGAUGGACAAGAACAACGACGGUCUAAUUCCUCGCGAGGACUUCAUUCAAGGAAUCAUGAACACCAAAUUCGAGACGUCACGGUUGGAAAUGGGAGCAGUAGCGGACCUCUUCGAUCGCCAUGGCGAAGGAUUGAUCGACUGGAAGGAGUUCAUCGCCGCGUUAAGACCGGACUGGGAAGAACGCAGGUCUUACAACGACACAGACAAGAUCCACGACGAAGUGAAACGACUGGUGAUGCUGUGUACUUGUCGCCAGAAGUUCCGAGUGUUCCAAGUCGGCGAAGGGAAAUAUAGGUUCGGUGACAGUCAGAAGCUGCGACUAGUUCGAAUCCUACGAUCCACCGUGAUGGUGCGCGUCGGCGGUGGAUGGGUAGCGCUGGACGAAUUUUUGUUAAAGAAUGAUCCUUGCCGCGUUUUUCUAAUGCCGAUACCGGACCCUAACAAACCGGAACAACAUGAGGGUUGGUGUCCGCUCGGUGAGAAUCUUUUUAUAUGGGAAUAAUUGCUACUCGUGGCCCGUGCGCGUAAAAUAUAAUUCUAUUUAUCCUGUACGAUGAACCAAUAAGUGGCAAAUACACGAAAAAACAGUAAAAUACAUUAAGAUCGUUUCGAAGAAAAUUAUAGAGCACCGUACUGGCCACGAAAUCGUCGUUUUCGUAUAUCCUGCAUGAUACGUAUCUGUCCGUGUGUACAUACGUUUGCUUCUCCUCGCAACGAAUUUAUAUCGUGUGAUUGUACAGCUCGUUUUUGCGUGUGACCGAGUGUAUGAGUGCGUUCUGUUUGAACUCGCGUUCGUGUUUGCGUGUGCGCGUUAAACAGCAUGAUUGAUCUCUGUAAUCUCGCGCGAACUUUUCUCAAACAAAAUUCCAACCGCGGUCGCGUAGUUUCAUCAUCUCCGCGUCAUUACUUCCUUUUCUGGUCAUUGUCCGUUUCAUUCAUACGUCGUCGCUGAUUUGUUGGUACCUUUUCUCGAUAUUUACCGCGAUCUUCGUAUUCCACCCCUUGUCAACGUUGAUGUUGGAAGUUGGAAGUUGUCGAGGUUCUCUGUAAGACAUUCAGCUCUAUCUUUAAGAAUUCUGCGAUGUAGGAAUGUAAUAACUUGGGAUUUAGUACUUUCGAAAUUGAAUACUUUAGUCAUUAGAGCGUUUAAUCAUUCGGGAACUAAGUAAUUUGAAAGUUCAAUCAUUUGGGAGUGCAGUAAUACAAGUAUGGUAACUUAUAAAUUCAAUUGAUCUUAGUGUGCACUACUUUGGAAGUGCGGUAUCGUGAAACUAAUCAGUAUUCCGAAACUCCAAUUAAACAACUUGCAACGUCAGCGCUGCAUACGCAUGCCACCCCCUGUCUUAGAACGAAUUCGCGCGAAGCGUAAUUAACGGGAGAAACAGCACCGAUAAAUCGACUUUACAUUCCAUUCAUCAUAUAUCACAUUACUAUUCGGGAUCGAUGCAAAUCAAAGCGGUUCUCCGACACACGACAGUACAAUGUAACGUAAUUUGUUACUCUCUCACCGAAUGAUUUAUUUAUUAUUUUUCUACACCCAACCCCGUACUCUUUUUACCAGAACAAUCGUUCUAUAAUACACUGUAUUUUUUUCUCUUUUUGUUUUUCCACCGUACACUCGCACACAAACAUACCGUGUACGCCGCUGGCAACGCUCUAACAACUGUCGCUGUAAUACUGUCGCCUACUACUUUUACUGCCACUGUCAUCUCUGAAUUCUAUAUUUCACUUUCUCUCUCUCUUUCUCUCUCUUUUCUCUAUCUCGCUGCUCCUAUUCUGUCCGCGCAUCCGCGCCAAUAAAAAUAUACUCUCGUCGUUUCUACGCUCUAACAACCGCGCAUGUACGCUGCUAUUUUGCGUAUAUCUAUUUCUAAUUGUACCUAUACGCUUUACUAAUUAUUAUACUAUCUGCCCCUUUCGAUCGCUCUGAUUUGUACUAUCGUACCACCCAAUUUCUGCUAAAUGACAAAACGAUAUUUAACAAUUAUCUAUCUCGCGGCUGCCCGUUAAUUAUCUGCUCUAUGCCUAUCGCAUAUCUUUAUUCUCCCCUUCUUCUUUCCCUCCGUGCUCUGUCGGUUGUUGCUGUCUGUCUCUGUCUCUGUGUCUGUCUCGCCAUCUUCCCUGCUAUCUAUUCAAUUCUCUGCCUUCGAAUCUUUGAAUCUUUGAAAAUUUGAAUCUUUGAACCAUUGAAUCUUUACGUUUUUAAACCUUUGAAUCACUGAAUCUUUAAAUAUUUGAACCAUUGAUUCUUUAAAUCUUUGAACCAUUUAAUCCUUAAAUUUUUGAAACGUUAAAACAUUGAUCUUUGAAUUUUUGAACCGUUGAAUCUUUAAAUCUUUGAAACGUUAAAACAUUGAUCUUCGAAUCUUUGAAACUUCCUUAAAUUCCUCCGUAAUUUUGAAACAUUGAAUUUUUCAAUCUCUCUAUUCUGUCUCUCUACCUCGCUACCCGACUGCCUGUCUAUCUUUCCGCCCCUCUGCGCCUCAAUCUUUCUGUAUUUAUCUGUACAAAAUACAUAUUCUUCUGUUACUCUCGCCCUCUAAAAAACAAUCCCGGCAUAUAACGUCCCGUAACCGGCUUUCGUUCUAACUUGCGUGCACGCAACACACC